AUCGAAGCCGCACGCCAUAAUGCUCCCUUAUAAUGAAUUACCAGAAGCUCAUUGAAUUGGUUCGGAUAGAUGGUAACGUAGAACAACAGUUUUAAUUAUCAUGUCACAAAUGUCGAUUUUCUGUAUGUUUUAGUGCACUAAGACCAGUGCAUUUAAACCGGCUACAGUAAUACUAAGUAGCCUAAUCGUCAUUUGACUAUUAAUUCAUUUUGCCCACGUAGAUAAUCUUUGAGCUUUGAUAAAGGCUAAAUUAAAUAGCCCCCUGCCUUUUAAAUGAUUGUCAAUGAAGAUCCAGUGCCCCAGGCAGAGAACUACAAAGAGAAAUGUCCAAAUGGCAGUUUUGGAACCCUUGCUCUAACAGUGUGCUCAGCUGCCAUUGGUGGGACCUUCCAAUAUGGCUACAACCUGUCAAUCAUCAACGCCCCCACCAAUUACAUCCAGACAUUCAUUAAUGAAACCUACCAGGAGCGAUGGGGAAUCGGCCUGAACGUCUCUCAGGUCACUGUAAUCUGGAGCCUCAUUGUAUCUGCUUUCUCACUGGGUGGCUUAGCUGGGGCCCUGCUUGCGGGGCCAAUGGCUGUGCGUUGUGGUAGGAAGCAGUCACUGUUGAUCAACAACACCUUUAUGUUUGUAAGUUCCCUGUUGGUGGUGACCAGUAGGGCAGCAAAAUCUUUCGAGAUGAUUGUUGUGGCUCGGUUCCUGGUAGGGGUCAAUUCUGGGGUCAGCAUGAACAUCCAACCCAUGUACUUUGGAGAGAGCGCACCCAAACACCUGCGAGGAGCCGUGACGUUCUCCUCAGCUGUCUUCACUGCCUUCGGUAUCUUCAUGGGACAGGUGAUAGGUUUGACUGAGCUGCUGGGCAGCGAGCCCCUGUGGCCCUACCUGCUGGCUAGCAAUGCUUUGCCGGGCUUCCUCCAGCUCCUUACCCUCCCCUGGUUCCCAGAGAGCCCCCGCUACCUCCUCAUUGACCGGGGGGACCACCAGGCAUGCGCACUGGCCCUGGGGAGGCUCCGUGGGGGUCGCCCCCCUGUGGGGGAGAUGGAAGAGAUGCUGGAAGAGCAAAAGGCACUAGCGGUAUCAGCUGGCCGCUCUUCUGCCAAGACCAUCUGGGAACUGUUCUCGGACCGAACCCUACGACCCCAACUCCGGACAGUGAUGGUCGCCAGCAGCGCUAUGAUGCUCUGUGGAAAUGACGCCAUCUACUUCUACGCUUCCUCUAUCUUCCUGCAGGCAGGGGUGCAGCCUAAUCAGGUCCAGUAUGCCUGUAUUGGUACAGGGGCCUGCGAGUUCACUGCUGCUGUUGUCUGCAACCUGCUCAUAGAGAAGGUGGGACGCCGGAGGCUUCUCAUGGGUGGGUACGGUCUGAUGGCGUGCUGGGCGUUGGUCUUUACACUGGCACUCUCGUUAGAGGGCACGGUGCCAGGCAUGCCCUACCUCAGCGUGGUCUGUGUCUUCUCCUACAUCCUCAGCUUUGGUAUGGGCCCGGCAGGGGUGACCGGGGUGCUGCCUGCCGAGAUUUUUGAUCAGGCGGCGCGGCCAGCCGCCUACAUGGUAGCAGGGUCCCUCAUGUGGAUCAGUCUCUUCCUGGUUGGGAUGGUGUUUCCGUUUGUGGUCAGAGGGCUGGCGAACCUGUGCUUCCUGCCUUUCUUCUUUGUGUGCGUGACAUCCUCCCUGUUCGUGGGAAUGACUCUGCCGGAGACCAAGGGCCGGAGCCCGGCGGAGAUCAGCUUAGAGUUUAACAGGCUGAGGAUGAAGGACCAGAGGGGUGCUGGGGGCCAGGGAGGUGAUCCCAAGAAGGAGCACUAUCUGCAGGGUCAGCCAUGUCCUCGCUCCCUUCCACAGCUUCAGUUACUCUCAGAGUCUGGGGAUGGAGAUUGGGAGGGUUGCCCAGCUGACCCAAAACCUGCUGUAUGAAGCAGAGCAUUGGACCAGUGAGAAAGUUGCACUAUUAAUGGAUUUAUUGAUUCUGGUGCGUUAAGCCAUGCUGUAUUUACAGUACAUAAUAUUGUACUUAAUUAAAGCCAUGUCCUCUCAUAUACAUAGGUGAAGUUCUAAGAUGCUGUUGGUUUGAUCCAGGGGAUGGGAUUAGCUCAAUUCACACUUGAAUGCUACUGUAAAAAGCAAAACAUUAUGUUAUGAUAUGAAAAAUAUUUAUUUUAUAGUAUUUAUUAUUUUAUUAUCAUAAAAAAUAUACAUAGUCAUAAUCUUCAGUUGAAACUUGAAGAAACAUCACCAAGGUACCCAAACUGUAUGUUUACUUACUGAGAAGGAUUGUUGUUUUUGUUUUUGGUGACAAUCAGCUGAGAUGUGCCAACUUUGGUUAUUACAUAUGUAAGAAUGUUUUUGUACAAUACUGUAUGCACUUCCAAAUCGGUCAUGUGACCUUCUUAAGAUGCACUUGUAUUUCCAAACAAAUGCUGUUUGGUGUUCUUUUGGUUGUUUUUAAAUGACCACCAACAAUGCAUGUUACAGUGGUUUGAGUCUUCUGAUCAAACUUGUGGAAAUGACCCACUACUUGAAUGGCCCACAUUUGCCUUCAGUAUUUAGGAUCAUUUUUUGCACUACUAAAAACUAGGAAUCACCCCACCGAUAGAAUCAAAGAUUCAAGUGUCAUUACAUGCAGCUCCACUAAAUAACCACUAGAUAUCACCAUUUGUCUGAGGAAACCAUAUAUAUUCUCAGGAUUGCCUGUAGCUUUGAAUAUGUUAUCUAGCUGUGUGAGUAGUACCAUGUUACCAAAGAUUUAGUUAGUUAAGAUGGUACACUUCAUCAUUAGUCAAUAGGAACAUUUUCCGCAGGUUUCCGUGGUUACUAUAGUUAUCAAAUGCAUGAUUUGCUAAAGAUUGUUCUUGUAAUCAUUAUUCUCGUGUAACUUCAACUAAUUUCAUAAUUGAUUGGGAAGAUCAAGAUAUAGGAUGUUUUGUACUGUCACCUACUGUAACUUAUUUUAAGAAAAAUAAUGAAGAUAGUCUGAUAAUCAAAAAGAGUCUCUCUCAACUCGAGAGAAAAUGUUGCUUUAACGAAUUAGUGAUGUACUCCACACAUAUCAGCUUUCCCCAUCUUUUUCUUCAUUGCACUCUUGUACUUCACAUUAGUCUCCAUAUUUCCCCAUCUCUCUCUCCACCAUCUGUCGCUUUAUCCCCAUCUCUCUCUCUUCCCCAUAUAUCUCUCUUUCUCUCUCCCCUCUACAUUAUCACAAGUCCUAUAAGCCUACAUUGCGCUUCCCACAUAAUUUAAUGGCUAUUAUUCGUAGCUGUGAAGAAGUCUCUUACUUUAACCAAUUGCUGUGAAAGUAAUGACAGACUUCAGCUGUAUGAAGCAUUGUCUGUAUGCAUGUAACUGAUAUCACAUAAGGAACCUGUUAUAAAUAAACCCUAACCAUUUCUACCUGUAUGUACAGUAUAUUUACGCAGCAGAUGGGGAUUAGUCAGGCAUGACAGCUGAAUAGAAUUCCAUUCAACUGUAAUUUCCCUGCAAUGUUACUGAAAAUCCAAAUAAAACUGAAAACUUCAUGCAUUUCUUA
This is a messenger RNA of Osmerus eperlanus (European smelt), 3523 nucleotides long. Its product is annotated as solute carrier family 2, facilitated glucose transporter member 11-like. The transcript is spliced from 2 exons. Gene Ontology annotation, cellular component: plasma membrane. Gene Ontology annotation, molecular function: hexose transmembrane transporter activity. Bases 274 to 1914 code for a protein of 546 amino acids. The record is from RefSeq and is a predicted model, not a curated record. Gene Ontology annotation, biological process: monosaccharide transmembrane transport. NCBI's taxonomy places the organism in Eukaryota, Metazoa, Chordata, Actinopteri, Osmeriformes, Osmeridae.